CAGUCCAGCGGCGGUUCCUCAUCCCGAUCAGCCCGCGCUCACCAAAGUGGUGACAAGGGCUGAGAAGGCGCUCGGAGAACAGGGAGCUAGUCCUGCGGCUCUGGGCGCGCUGCUAAAUGGACUCUUAGGGGCGAGCGGAGGGAGGGGAGAUUGAGUCGGGAGAACUGGCUGUCCCCCGGAGUGGAGACGAGGGGGAAGUUGGGAGGCUGGAAGCUGAACAGGCCUUUGCGGCGGUGGCGGGAGGAGCGCGGUCUGGGGGCGGGUGCGCUAGGCAGCAGGAGAGGGAGGCAGGGCCCGGGUCCUACUUUGGAACGCCUUGACUUAAAGGGGCUUUAUCGUAAGAGCAGCAGAAGGGAAAUUUUGGUUUACAUUUUGAAGGGAUUACUGUGACCCCCAGGUGGAGGCUGGAUGAUAGAAGGGCAGGAAUUGUUACGGAACAAAAGUUCUGUGCCCCAGGCACAGUGAGGCCAAAUAAAUGGAAAGGAGUUUGGAGCAGAGAGUGAUUUAUUGCAGGGCCAAGCAAGAAGGGGUGGCUCAUGCCUGAAAAACCUGAACUUCCUGGUGGCUUUUGUAAAGAAGUUUAGAAGUUUUUAAAGGCAAAAUUUGGGAUGAGGGCUGCAGGGUGUGUGACUUUCUUCUGAUUGGCAGGUGAUGAGGUAAUGUGGCAGCGUUCCGGGAAUCAGGUGUUCAGCCUUCAGUUGCCUUCCUCCACCUGGGUCAGGGUCUUAGUUCCUGCAGAAGAACUCAUGGGCAUUGUUGUGUAUAUCCCUUGAGGAAAAACCAGGACCCUGCCCCAAGGCUGCACUGUUGUUUCUCGAGGGUUUCUGCCCGUACAUUCUCUCCUUUCCCUGAUUAGCAACUGUUUGAAUCUGCCGUUUGGAACACAGGGAAGGUCAGGGAGGCUGAAUGAAGCGUAUUUCCUACAAACAAGGAAAGGGGGGCACAGAAAAUAUUUGUACCAGGGAGGACCCCCAGAGUCCUCUGUUUCCUUUUGAGGCAACCACUUCUAAGAGGUCACAGCUGUAGAUGAGAGGUGGUGGCCUACAGUGGUGGCAGUGGGUAUGGGAGAGAAGUGCACUGGUCAAAAAGAUAUUUAAAAAUUGACAAGACUUUUGGAGUAGAUAUGGGAUUUCAGUCAAAGGUAUCAAAUGAUGAUACUAAGUUCCAGGCCUAAGUGAGUGGAUAAUAGAGACCAAAACCAAACUAUUUUGACGUUUGCUAGGGGUCCUUUUUCCCUUAGUGUAAAACCCACAAACAUUUUUUUCCUCCCUGAUUAUAUGUAUGCAUUUUUUUGUGUGUGCUCUGCUGGGGAGAGCAGCAGGCCGAUAUUGUGAGUGGUAAAAGAAUUUACCAAAGACAAAGGAAAGUUUAAGAAACAUAGGAAAAGUUUAAAAGUAUGUAAGUUUUAAAAGCUGAAGCUCUAAACUGUUCUUAGUACCUAUAUGUGAAUGAACAGUACAUAUAUGUAGAUUUUAAAAUGGUUUUAUCUCAGUGAGUUGCUCUCCUGGAAUAAACAUUGUGGAAGGAAAGAAGGAAGGAAAGAAGGAAAGAAAAGGUUUAAUAGAUACACUGCUACAGGCAGCAGCGGGCCACACAGACUAGAGGUGCCUGUGUGAACACCCAGGGUGGGCUGCUGAGGUCUUUUAUGGGAUGGGGUUGGUGAACAGAGAGGGCUGGGCUGCGGGAUCAGCUCAUGCACAGGUUUUUGACUGGUUAUGGGUGAGGGUCCAUGAAGAGCCAAUAAGGAGGAACCAUGGGCAGAGACAAGUCAGCCUGCGCUAUUAUGAGGCUAGCCAUUUCCCAGGACUAUUGAUUCUGCUACGGGAAACACAUGUCAGAAAAGGGUGCACUUUGGUUUUUUUUUUUCCUGAGGGAUUGCAGGUGGACAUCUGAGAGCCCAAGAGUGGGGGUCUCAGGGCCUUGGCAGACAUCAGUUGGCACCAUAUGCUUACUGUAGAAAAUUUAGAACAUACACACAACAAUAUUUUUUAUAGAGGACAAUAAAAGUUACCUACAAUUUUACUGCCCAAAACGGCCACAUUUUGGUGUGCUUCCUUCAUUUUUUUUGUGUGUGUGUGCAUCUGUUUGUAUAAUUGGGUAUACAUUCUAUCUUUGUAAUUUUUAUGUAUUUUAUGUAAUAUCUAUUUACAUAUCUGUAUAAUUUUUAAUAAAUUAUGUAUACUUUUUUGUGUGAUUGGGUAUGUUAUCUUUUUUCCAUUGGGCAUUAUUGUGACAAUAAAGACUGAAUUGCUGUGAGCCAGGACAUUAUUCACAAAUAUUCUUUUUUUUUCCCCCUGAUUGUAACAGAAAAGGUCCGAUGUAAUUCCAGCAAGUCAAAGAUAAUUUUUUGUUGUAUUUCCUUUCAAUAUUUUUUCUUUUUGUGUACCUUUUUAAAAAUCCACAAUUUAUGCCACAUUUUGUGUUUUGUUUUCCAAUCAAAUGUUCUACCUUAAUAAUGUUAUUAAUUGCUAUUUUUACACAUCGUUAACUGCUCCUCAAGACUCCAGUUUUUAGUGGUUGUUCAGUAAUAACCAAACCUACUAGUUAGGUGAGUUGUUUUCAGCUUUUUACUGUUAGGAUGACGAGGACAUCUUAUUACAUAAAUCUCCAGGUUGCCGAUUUAUUCCUUGAGAAAAAUGCUAGAAAUGGAAACUGCUAGGUAAAAAGAUUAAAAUGAACCUAUCAAAUUGUCUUACCCAAGUCUCUCAUUAAGGCUUUGAUUGAAAUUGUUUUUAAGAUCAAAUUUUUGCAGUGCUUCAUUUUUCCAUUUGAGGAUGUGAUUAUGUCUUUCUGGUUAUUUAAGUUGUCUUUUAUGCUUCUUUUGUGUCUUUGUAUACACCCUGUCCUUUUCUUGUUAAAUUUAUGUUUGUAAAGGGCCAGUAUUAUUGUUUAAGAAUUGUACCCUCUCUGCUUAAAUUCCCAUGUGUGAAAUGAAUAGCUUUGAGUCAAGUUGUACUUUAUUCUAUUAAGAUUGUUUUUUCCCUUUAUAUUUGUGUCUGGGUGCUGCUAGUGUCUAAACAGAAUGGUGAGAUCAGGAAGCUGGAAAGGCUAAGUUGGAGUGAGGUUUCAUCACUGCCUUGCAUCCUGCUUACCUAGGAAAUGCAGCUAACACAUCAGCUGGACCUAUUUCCUGAACACAGAGUGACCCUUCUGUUAUUUAAAGAUGUAAAAAAUGCUGGAGACUUGAGAAAAAAGGCCAUGGAAGGUGCCAUUGAUGGCUCAUUAAUAAACCCUACAGUGAUUGUGGAUCCAUUUCAGAUACUUGUGGCAGCAAACAAAGCAGUUCACCUCUACAAACUGGGAAAAAUGAAGACAAGAACUCUGUCUACUGAAAUUAUUUUCAAUCUUUCCCCAACUAACAAUAUUUCAGAGGCUCUGAAGACAUUUGGUAUCUCGGCAAAUGACACUUCAAUUCUAAUUACUUACAUUGAAGAGGGAGAAAAACAAAUAAAUCAAGAAGACCUAGUGUCUCAGGUGGAAGGUCAUCAAGUUUCUCUGGAAAAUCUCCCUGAAAUAACAAAUAUUACAGAAGUGAAAAAGAUAUAUAAACUAUCUUCACAAGAAGAAAGUAUUGGGACAUUACUGGAUGGUAUCAUUUGUAGAAUGUCAACAAAAGACGUUUUAUGAAAUGAAAAAUAUUAAUAGUUUUCAGCAUUUAUUAAAAACAUUGGUUAUUUUUUCCAGAUUAUUACAUUUA
This is a messenger RNA of Camelus dromedarius (Arabian camel), 3697 nucleotides long. Its product is annotated as EKC/KEOPS complex subunit TPRKB-like. Gene Ontology annotation, biological process: tRNA threonylcarbamoyladenosine modification. NCBI's taxonomy places the organism in Eukaryota, Metazoa, Chordata, Mammalia, Artiodactyla, Camelidae. Gene Ontology annotation, cellular component: nucleus; EKC/KEOPS complex; cytosol. The transcript is spliced from 5 exons. The coding region runs from base 3100 to 3627 and encodes 175 amino acids. The record is from RefSeq and is a predicted model, not a curated record.